AGUUUCAAGUGACGAUAUACAAAGAAUUCUCAGUCGUUCGUCAGCCACAGUACGUGACGGUGCUGUUACUCCACGGUGCCGUCCCUGUUUAUUUUCCACCCUUCGAUCAAUUAUCCCUUAUCACCCCCCUCCACCCGAUAAACAAAACAAACACAUAAAAGUGGAUAAACGAGCGAAUGUAUAAACAAUCAAGAUGGUUAAAACAAAGCAGUGAGUGAUGAGGAGAAUAGUGAAUAGAGGGGACAAAUUAUUGAACUGUUGACGGAUCCUUUCAUCGACUGUGAUAGGUACCAUAAUAAAAAACAUCAAUUAAUAGGGCAGAGUCUUUGUCACGCGAAAUUGAAGAUUUGUUGGUGAUUAUUAUUAUUAUUUUUUUUUUUUGAGGAACUUUUGCCAGUUCCGUGUGUUAUCAGACGUACGAUUAGUCCACCGAAAAUAACGUGCCCCUCGGAGUCAAUCCCCUCCUGCCUCCCUCCAACAGUUCUUGGGUUAUACAUUUAGAGGGAUUGACCAAUGAACAGUGGUAAAGUGCAAGUUAUAUCGCGAGGAACGGCGAGACGGCAGCCAGUGACACUCAUUCUUGGAUUUUAGAGGAAUUUAACUGAAGCUGGUCGAGCACGUGCUGAUACCUGCGACUACAUAAGUGUUAUGAAACUAGUGCCGACGAUCCAAUUGCCGCAACUACCGCCAGUCACCGCCGCUGGCGGCAUGACGGGAAUGGACUCACGUCUCCCACCAGGGAUAUCCCUGCCUUUCAGUCCCACAGAUCUACUAUGGCGAUAUGGACCAACCAUGAGCUUUCCACCCACUUCACAUCCAUCAUCUGGCUCACUGUUGGAUUUUAAAAACCACUUGCCAUCGAGUCUCGCUUCAGAUCCACGUGUAUGGUCUCGCGAUGAUGUGACAACAUUUCUGCGUUGGGCGGAACGUGAGUUUGAACUCCCUUCAAUCGACAUGGAUAUGUUCCAAAUGAAUGGAAAAGCCCUUUGUCUUUUGACGAAAUCUGAUUUUGGGGAGAGAUGCCCAGGGGCUGGUGAUGUACUUCACAAUGUCCUUGGUAUGUUGGCACGUGAUUUUAAUCAACUCCAGAGAUGUCUACCCAGUAGUCCAGUGACACCCACACGACCAUCGGCAUAUCCACUGAGUCCACACUCGCAUCCACCAACACCAACGUGGGUUGAGAAUCCAUACGCCGCUAAUUUAGCAUCACUCAUGUCAGCCAAUUCUGUGACACUAUCGCCAGCACCUUCGGUGGACAGUCAGGCUGGGUCACCGGGUCACACUGAGAAUGGCCAUACGCAGAUUUAUAAGAGUGACUCUGAUGAGGAUAAUCAGCAGGGGAGUAGCAGUCCACCAGCCACACCAACGGCACUUACUGCGCAGAGGCUCAGUGAAGUUUGUGUUAAGGACCAACCGAGUCCCACUUUAUCGUCCCAAUUGAUGCCACUUACGCCUGGUGGCUUUAGGCCUGGCUCUAAUGCACGAGAAUUCUUCCCCAACGACUCACCCGAACCCAAUACAAAUGGAAGACUUUUAUGGGACUUCCUCCAGCAACUAUUGAACGACCCCAGCCAGAGAUACACCCAUUACAUCGCGUGGAAGAGCCGAGAAACCGGUGUAUUCAAAAUAGUUGAUCCCCCCGGACUGGCAAGACUCUGGGGAAUCCAGAAGAAUCAUUUAUCAAUGAAUUACGACAAAAUGAGCAGGGCACUGCGUUAUUACUACAGAGUUAACAUACUGAGGAAAGUCCAGGGAGAACGUCAUUGCUACCAAUUCCUUCGUAAUCCAACAGAGUUGAAGAAUAUUAAGAAUAUAUCUCUCCUUCGUCAACAAAUGAGAAUAAAAUCCGAGCCCGAUGAGGACAAUACGAUAUCAAACGGCAUGGAGCCGGAAGUUGACAUGCCAACGGAUCUCUCAAUGUCAAGUAUGAAUCAACCCUCGUGUGAACAGUCACAUGUACAACCUCUACCACUUCUCGAUCCACCAGCGAAAUAUCGUAGCCACGCUUACAAUCUCGUUAAAACUAAUCAAGAGCCGGAAGAGAGGAAGUGACGUGAGACUUAACAGCGACUAGAAAUGAAACGAUUUAACUCUCACUGUUGCUUGACAAUCGUCGCUGUUACGUUCAAGUUGAUAUUUUGGAACGAUUAGGGAAGGGUGGGGGGGGAGG
Messenger RNA from Diachasma alloeum, 2170 nucleotides. It is a transcript of the gene aop, whose product is annotated as ets DNA-binding protein pokkuri. Gene Ontology annotation, biological process: cell differentiation; regulation of transcription by RNA polymerase II. Gene Ontology annotation, molecular function: sequence-specific DNA binding; DNA-binding transcription factor activity, RNA polymerase II-specific. Lineage: Eukaryota; Metazoa; Arthropoda; Insecta; Hymenoptera; Braconidae. The transcript is spliced from 5 exons. The coding region runs from base 649 to 2052 and encodes 467 amino acids. The record is from RefSeq and is a predicted model, not a curated record. Gene Ontology annotation, cellular component: nucleus.